UGCAUUCGUCGUCGCGUUGCGCUCGCCUUCGGUUGCGCGUCCCGCGCUAUUAAUACACACGGUACGUCUUACGACGCGCAGUUGUCGUCCGAUUCGCGGGUGGACGGGGAGCAUUUGGCUAUGAACGGCGAGUAGUCUACUACGACUUGCCGAUCGCAAUCCGGAGGACGAGGAAGAAAAGGAAGAGGAGGAGGAGGAGGAGCAGCGCGUUGUCGCUGAUACACGCUGGACGACCAUCGCCGUCGCCGUCAUCAGCACCAUCAUCGUCGUCGCCGUCGUCGACGGGGACGAUCGUCGAGUUUGGACAAUGGAUCGUAUACUCCCGUUAUUCGCGCACCGGGUCAUGGAGUGUCGCGCGUGGAACGUAAUCUCCCGGAUGUAUCGACGGGCGACGACGGGACGCGACGUCGACGACAAUGUCGGGCCGCAGUCGGCGUCUCCGUCUACAUCGUCGUUCUCGUCCCGAGAAGAGGCACCCCUGUUACCCGGACGAGAUCAUACGUGCAGCAGCGAGGCGUGCCGGUAUUGCCGCGCCGUGGAGAAGACGCUGCUCUGGGAGGACUUUACCUUCUUCGUCAACGUCUACCUAAUCAUCCUGCUCAGCGUGACGAUCUGGAUUUACGGUAUGCUUGGAGUAUCAACAGCGCGGAUACCUUUCAGAAUUCUCACCGUUUAUUUUAUUAUACAGUUAAUGGUCGCCUUCAAAUUCAUGGAUAUUCUGGCUCCAUCAGAGGACCAUCAAAGGGUAUGCAGUAGACUUCACUGGCUGUGGAGAAGCCUGCGACAAUUGAGGAACGAGCAACCAGGAUUGCAUUGCGCCAUCCUUUGCCUCGUGGCGUUCGGCCUAUGGCUUUUUGGUCGUAUCAACACAUCAACCGACCAUUCGAUAUAUUGGGGAAUUGUAUUAGGCCCUUUAAUUAUGCGGUUACCCUUGAAACUGUCAGACAAACUAUCGGAAUAUUUUAAGUUGCACAGAGAAUGGGAGUGCGACAGUGAGAUCGGGGACGAGUUUCUACCGGUGGUGACAGAAGCGAAUCUUCAGGUGCUAAAUCGAGUGGGGGACACGGGUGAUCAUUCGCCUACACCGACGAGCGUAUUGUCAGAUACUCAAAAUGAUUCUUUUUACGAUGAGGACUUCAUAGAAGCUUUCCAUGAAAAGAUGUUAUCUCUGACUUAUUACGGAGAGGGAAGCACCGAUGGUGUAGAAAUGUCGGAACUGGAGCUCAGCGCUGGCGAAAAUGAUGCCGAGGGUGAAGAAGAUAUAAAGUUUCAGACCGGCCACUUCGAGAAGAGUUCGUCCUCGUCCUCCGAGGAGGAAGCCUUCGAUGCGAAGAAGAUAGAAAAGAUCGCGGUCAGUAGCGAUGAGAGCAACGGUGACAGUGACUUCGAGAUAAUUGACAAGGAGGAAAUAGUAAAGAUGGAGAUGUGAUGAAGAUUGAUCCGUAUAAAAAAAUAAAAUGCUAUUUUCGUGUGCGAUUAAAUUAAUAUAAAAAUAAAAUACCCUAAACGAGAAAAAAACCAAUCUUUAUAAUCGGUUGCAAACAAUCAAUUAAUUUAUCAAGCGACGAUAAUAAUAACUUUGCUUUUUUCGAAUCGAGAUUAUCUCGAUUAAAGAUAUGACAAAUCAAAUAAAUAAUUUUAGUUUAUGUCACAAUUGUCUCUCGAUGUAAAUUCGCGCGCGUAUAAAGAAACGAUCGAAAGUGCGAGAAUCGAGAGAAAAAGAAAUAUUAUUUAUUUAAACAAAUACAGUCGAGUCUUCUUAUUCUUCAUUCUCAUUCUGUUUUAUUUCUUUAUGACUUCUCUUGUUACGUUCUAUUUCACAUUGGUGACUAUGUUUAGAGUGAGAAAGCAGUUGAAAACAUCAUAUGUGCAAUUAGAAAAGUGACAGGCAGAAUAAGAAAGAUAGAAUAAGAAGGCAGACAGUAAGAAAUACGAGGACUUGACUGUAGAUAUGUAUGUAUGAAUGAUACUACAGAAUCAUAUUUAAUAUCUUGGAUGAUUAAAAUAGGCAUAUGUACAUUUGCAAUGUAAUAAAUAUGCACCUGUGUACAAACGUUUUAACCUGAACAGUCACGAGUUCACGCUUUUUGACUUAAUUGCGAUAAUUAAGUGAUGACGACAAUGCUGUGCAACAGUAAGAAUACGAGAGAUAAAAUGAGAAAAAUAAUCGACAGAGACUGCACUUCGAGUAGCGCGAACAAAUGUUUUAGACGUGUAAGGAUGUAUCAUAUUGUAACAUGCUGCGAGGUGUAAAAAAAAAAAGAAAAAAUGCGCAAGAAGAUACCGACGAGACGUUUGUCAAGUCUCCGACACGUUUUUGUAGCCUAUUUAUAAUUGGUGUCUGUCGUCUUGUUCUUGUCUAUACAUCUCUAACAUUUGAAAAUACACGAUACUGAAAGUA
Molecule: messenger RNA, 2401 nt
Organism: Cataglyphis hispanica
Lineage: Eukaryota; Metazoa; Arthropoda; Insecta; Hymenoptera; Formicidae
Exons: 6
Coding region: 308-1429 (373 amino acids)
Source: RefSeq, a predicted model, not a curated record